Molecule: messenger RNA, 954 nt
Organism: Botrytis fragariae
Lineage: Eukaryota; Fungi; Ascomycota; Leotiomycetes; Helotiales; Sclerotiniaceae
Product: putative myb dna-binding domain-containing protein
Exons: 3
Coding region: 1-954 (317 amino acids)
Source: RefSeq, a predicted model, not a curated record
AUGUCUGGCUAUUCACGCCACAAUUCAGGGCACGAUCCUUAUAUCGAUUAUGCUGCUCAAUCCGAAGAACAUCCAGAGCGCGUUUACGGGUCGCAUCACCCAGAGCUCCAGCAAGUUGGUGCGCAAAGUCUCGAAUCCCUUCAACUUGGAGGGCAUCAUCAACAGCAACAGCAACAACAUCACCACCAUCACCACCAAGUAUUGCUAGAUUCACACGGCAUGGCCCACCACCAGUCUCCUCAAUAUGGAGGUGGGCAACACAUCGGGUAUAUGGGUGCGCAAAUACAACAACCAUCUAGUGUAGGGAAAAGGCCAAGAACUCAUGACGACUUGGACCUUGGAAUGGGAAGGGUAUCAGAAGGUCAAAUGCAUGGUCAGAUGCAAGGCAUGUCUUCACAAAUGGCUCAACAAACGAUGGGUGGUUAUGGCGGUGGACCUCAGGCUUUUCACAGUCAUGCAUUGCCUAACCAAGGACCUCGAGGCGCGAAGAUUCCUCGUCUUGGCGAAGGACCGGAUUCAAGUAUGAUGUCGCAAGGUGCACCUAGUGUAGUGGGCACUGCCGGAAUGCCGAUGCCUGCAGAAAGACCGCGAGGUCCAAAGUUAAAGUUCACUCCCGAGGAUGAUCAGUUACUGGUAGAUUUGAAAGAGAAUAAGGCUCUGACUUGGAAGCAAAUUGCGGAGUUUUUCCCAGGGCGCUCUUCAGGGACAUUGCAGGUCCGCUAUUGCACAAAAUUGAAGGCUAAGACAACUCAAUGGACUGACGAGACGGUUCAAAAACUUCGAACAGCGGUUCAUGAUUACGAACAAGAAAAAUGGCGCAUUGUGGCACAGAAAGUUGGGACCGGGUUCACAUCUACGGCUUGCAAAGAUAAAUGGACUGAACUGAUGCACCCCGAUGAUUCCGAGUUACAAUCACCAGAACCUGAAAAUCUACCUGAAGAUUCAGAAUAUUAA